UGAUACUUAGGCUAUUUAUCCAGAUAUAAGUCAUUCAGCGUACACCUGUCCUGUCAACACUUUACACACACACGGUGGACUGGCGAGACAACACUAUUCAAAAGGGGAGACAGGAUGACCAGUCUAGACGAGGUUCCCUUUAAGAGCCCUCUGGGGCCACUACAGGAGCUGGGGCCCCUGGGAGGAGAGAUAGAGCUGGUUACGGCUCCAGAGUUCACCAUACCAGACCACCUCCAAAUACUACAAGACACUGAGUAUGAGUUCACCUUAGAGAACUGGGUGAUGUCUGCGCUCCAUGGAGGAUGCUCCCGACCCUGGAAUGCCCCGUCCCCAUCCUGUCCUCCGUACUGGCUUAUGUUCUCCAGUCCCCAGGAGAGUCGCUCGGCCAGCAGGUGGAACAGUGAUCUGCGGGGCUCUGCCCUCCGACCAAGGAGCCACAGCCUAAGCUCUGUGGACACACGUCACCUUAACCACCACCCUCAACCCCACCACCACCACCGCUGCCAGCAUAGCCACCGAAAAAUCAAGUUAAUGGUCUCCGACUCGGAAGACGAAGCUGGCUACUCAGAAGACGACGAGGGCUCCUCCACUGAAGAUAACGCCUCAGACUCAAAGACACAACGUGGAGCCUAUCACGGUGGUGAACGGCCUCGGUCGCAAAGCUCUGCACCAAAACACCCAUUAUCCAGAGUCAAAGACCACCAUCUUGGAUCUUCAGGAUCUUCCUCGGCUCAUCACCACUCUAACCAGCCUUCCACUGGUGGUGAACGGCCACGGUCGCAAAGCUCUGCACCAAAACACCCAUUAUCCAGAGUCAAAGACCACCAUCUCGGAUCUUCAGGCUCUUCCUUGGCUCAUCACCACUCUAACCAGCCUUCCAAUGGAGGUCGAGGCUACCAGGGUCGCAACAGGAGGGCCAACUCUUCCUCCGUCCUGGACUGCAGGAGGCAAGGGUCAUUCACCGGGCUCAAACAGGAGCAGGGGCGUACCAUCAGCCCACUUUGCCAUGGUCAGGACAGCAGUCCCCAGUGCCAUGGUCAGGCUAGCAGUCCCCAGUGCCAUGGUCAGGCUAGCAGUCCCCAGUGCCAUGGCGAUCAGAGGCCCUGCAGGAAGGAUUUCAGAAGCCAGCAGCAGUUGUCAUCGUCCUCUGGCCUGGAAGAGUCUUUUGUGCGGGCCGGUAGCCCUCAGUGCCAUGGUCAGGCCAGCAGUCCCCAGUGCCAUGGUCAGGCUAGCAGUCCCCAGUGCCAUGUUCAGGCUAGCAGUCCCCAGUGCCAUGGCGAUCAGAGGCACUAUAGCAGAAAGAGGCAGCGUUCUUUGUGGUCAACGGGAAGAAAAAACUCUGUGACCCCACAACGACCCUCUUCAGCUGGCCCUGAAAUCAAGAACAACAGGCAGACUACUCUGCGUCCGCGUAGCUCACACGGCAUUGGCUGUGACUCAUCUGCAGAGUUGCUGACGGCCCUAAGUCAGGAAGAGAGAGAGCUACUGGAGGCCAUCACUGAGCAGGGCUACCCUCUACACACUGCCAUCCUGGCUUUGCAGAAGACUGGCCACCGCAACCCACAACAGAUCCUGAGUUACCUGGUUGCCAGUGACCGUCUGUGUGCGCUGGGCUACGAAGAGGCUCAGGUGGAGGAGGCCAUGGAGAUGUUCCAGAACUGUGAGAGCAAGGCUGGUGAAUUCCUGCAGCUCCUGGCUCAGUUCAAUGAGAUGGGCUUCCAGCAGAGUGCCAUCAAAGAGGUUCUACUGGUCCACGAGAACCACAGGGAGAGGGCCCUGGAGGAUCUAAUGACACAGCACAACUAAUGGCUGUUCUACUGGUCCACGAGAACCACAGGGAGAGGGCCUUGGGGGAUCUCAUGACUGUUAUACAAGAGGUUCUACUGGUCCACGAGAACCACAGGGAGAGGGCCCUGGGGGAUCUAAUGACACAGCACAACUAAUGGCUGUUCUACUGGUCCACGAGAACCACAGGAAGAAGGCCCUGGAGGAUCUCAUGACAACGGAGGGCUCUAUUUAUUCCGUAAUCGCAGAAAUUCUCAAAUUGAGGGCAAUGUUCCCACAUUCACGGUAAACGCUGCAGAUUGUCGGCUUAAUAGGAAAAUACCAUUAAAUAAUGCUUCAGUGAUACAGAUUAAAUGUGCAGCCAUAUAGUAACCUUUUAAUGGGUCAUGUUCACUAGGGCACACUGUAGCAGAACAUUUUGAAACACAAAACAAGUGUGUGGCAGUCCUUUUAUGAACACAGCCAUGGGGUUUUACUCCAUCAGAAUAUAGAUAUGAUGGAUUAUUGAUUUGCGAGUAAACAUUUAUUUUCACCCCA
Molecule: messenger RNA, 2322 nt
Organism: Oncorhynchus tshawytscha (Chinook salmon)
Lineage: Eukaryota; Metazoa; Chordata; Actinopteri; Salmoniformes; Salmonidae
Exons: 7
Coding region: 115-1806 (563 amino acids)
Biological process (GO): ubiquitin-dependent protein catabolic process via the multivesicular body sorting pathway
Cellular component (GO): ESCRT I complex
Molecular function (GO): ubiquitin binding
Source: RefSeq, a predicted model, not a curated record